CACAUUUUUUUCUUUUUUACAGUGUACUGAUGAGUCAUGUGACUAUGGUCAAGCAGCACACUCAAUGGCUUUUACAAUCAGGGUACAAACGACUAUUUCUCAUUUUGUAUGUAACGCUACACUUGUAGGUGUGCACUCAUAAAGUCUGAGCUGAGAUGCUUGAAGAAUAUGAUGAAUGUUUGAAUGCAUCAUGACUGACGAUUUAAAGAUUUCUUCUAUCCUGUUAUAGCUACUUUUUGGUGCUUUUAUUUUGAAAUCUGGUCUGUUUAUUUUGAAACCUUUUCUACCGGAAGUAGAACACCGGCGUGGGUCGUGCUCCCGAUGAGGGCAACACAAGAGCUGUCAAAAGACGUUAAAGUGCCGUUCUAGCUUUAUAUGAAGUCCUGUGUGUGUUUUGGACUUUCGAAAACGAUCGUGCAGUUACACGCCUGACUCGAUACGCUCCCUGGCUGUGACGUGUGUGUGUGUGUGUGUGUGAGGUGUGUAUGGGAUGGCGGUGAACUUGUCGUUCGCUGCGUGCGGGUUCCUGGGCAUCUACCAGCUGGGGGCGGUGGGGGCGUUGCUGAGGCACGGGGGGAGGCUCCUGGGGGGGCUGCAGGCGUGUGGGGGGGCAUCGGCGGGGGCGCUGGUGGCCUCCGUGGUGAUCACCGCUCCUCACAAGCUGGAGAGUUGUAAAGACUUCACACAUCGCUUCGCCAAUAAUGUCAGGAGACAGGCGCUGGGAGCCGUAACCCCCGGAUACGACUUUAUGCUGGAGCUCAGGGAAGGUAUCGAGGAGAUCCUCCCCCUGGACGCUCACCAGCGGGCCGAAGACCGCCUCCACAUAUCGCUCACACACUCCAAAACACGCCGCAACCGCAUAGUGUCCCACUUCAGCUCCAGAGAGGAGCUCAUACAGGCCCUCUUAGCCAGCAGCUUUGUGCCGUUCUACGCGGGGCUCAAACCAGUGGAGUUCCAGGGAGAGACGUGGAUAGACGGAGGCUUCACCGACAGCCUUCCCAUAAUGCCGCAGGGCAGGACCAUCACCGUGUCGCCCUUUAGCGGCCCGAUGGACGUCUGCCCCCCCCACACCGGACGCAGCCUUAUCAUGCUUCGCCUCGCCAACAUGAACGUCCACUUUUCCCGCCAGAAUAUCACCCGUCUGAACCAGGCCCUCUUCCCACCUCCGGAGGGGCGCAUGCACGCGCUCGGACAGGAAGGGUACGAGGACGCCGUCCACUUCCUGAAGCGGGAGAGCUGGACGCCGUCCACUUCCUGAAGAGGGUACGAGGACGCCGUCCACUUCCUGAAGAGGGAGCGCUGGACGCUGUCCACUUCCUGAACAGGGAGAGCUGGAUGUUGUCUACUUCCUGAACAGGGAGAGCUGAGGUCAUGUGACUGGACUGAGAAAUGAGAUUUUGACCAAACUGAAAUAAUUUGUCAAAUUUGCGGAAAGUUGCGGUGAUGUGUGAAAAUUGCAAUGUCGCCCUGAAUUCGUUGGGGGAAUCGUUGAAUUUGCGUUAAUAGUUGUGUCAUGUCCGGCUCACAGACAUGACAAAUAACAGACGUUCACAGAGUUUAAAAGCCAAAACACUAAGGAUUUAUUACAGUUAGCCAGGACACUAACAGCCCAAGCUACGGUGAGGUGUGGCAGUCAGUGAAUCAGUAAGCGUUAGCGUGUAU
Clupea harengus (Atlantic herring) is the source of this 1662-nucleotide messenger RNA. Its product is annotated as patatin-like phospholipase domain containing 4. The coding region runs from base 491 to 1258 and encodes 255 amino acids. Lineage: Eukaryota; Metazoa; Chordata; Actinopteri; Clupeiformes; Clupeidae. The transcript is spliced from 7 exons. Gene Ontology annotation, molecular function: retinyl-palmitate esterase activity; triacylglycerol lipase activity. The record is from RefSeq and is a predicted model, not a curated record. Gene Ontology annotation, biological process: triglyceride catabolic process; lipid homeostasis. Gene Ontology annotation, cellular component: cytoplasm; membrane; lipid droplet.